AUGGAAGUCCUAGACGAGUUCGACAGCGAAUUCCCCCAGAGUGUGACCUUCUGCCAGCUCAUCUCAGAGGACGACUUCGAGAGGCAAGCGGCGACCUACACGGAGCGCGCGCUGCGCCGCCUCUUCCGCAGCCUGGACCGCAACCCAGCGCUGGCGGAGAGGGUCGUGCGCAAGGGCAAGCAGACGGAGAUCGAGCAGCGCGGGUUCUUCUCCGGCCUCUGGGCGAAGUUUGUCUGUGCUGUCCAGGGGGAACUGAACCAGUGCAACAGCAUGGGUGCCCUGGAGAUGCACCAGCGCCUGGAACACCUGAAGAGGCGCAUCCACCGUGUGCACCUGUAUUCCCAGGAUGCCAAGAAGAGGAGGAAGAAGCCAAAAACAAAGAAACAAGAUCCCAUGCUCUUUCGAGACCGGUCCACCUCCCCAUGCCUGCCACCAGCCCUGUUACCACUGCCGCUGCCACCGCCGCCUCCACCUGUUACCACCAUGGCCUCUGUAGUGGCCGCAUCACCCUCCGUCUACACUAUGCCCAGGGUCUUUGGCCCCUUCCCUCCAGUGACUAGCAAGCCGAUGGAGAAGCUGGAUAUUUCAAGGUCUGAAGUGAAAUUAAGCUGGAAUGGUGUUUCAUCAACUUCAAAGAGUCACAUGGUUGAUCUGACCCCCUUGGUUCUCAACCCUGGAGGCUUCCAUUUCUCGUAUUUGGCAGGACACAGUGCACACAAGCUCCAUUGCCCUGGCUUCACGUGGACGACGGCCUGUAGUGGACCAUCCAACACCGAUGAGACUCCAUCUCCUGUUGUGAAAACUUCCAUCUUCACUCCGCCUGUUCUACUCAAGUUCCAGCCCGUGCCUAGACCUAAAGAUGAUUCAAAGAAUGACCCUGGCAGUGCAGAGUCCACCCCUGUCAAGAAGAGCCAGUAA
This is a messenger RNA of Psammomys obesus (fat sand rat), 918 nucleotides long. RefSeq lists its product as uncharacterized. Lineage: Eukaryota; Metazoa; Chordata; Mammalia; Rodentia; Muridae. Bases 1 to 918 code for a protein of 305 amino acids. The record is from RefSeq and is a predicted model, not a curated record. The transcript has 6 exons.